CUCUCGCCGAGGAGAGUGGUUUAAACAGUGAAGGCUGCGGGGCGUCACCGGAAAUGUCGUAAACGCCGGAUAUCCGGUUCUUCAGGGCGCUAAGGGAGCUGACGGAGAGGGCCGCCGCCCAGCAGUAGACGCUGCUUUAACCUGCCGAGCCGAAGUUCCCGCGGUGUGUGAGUGAGCCCGGGCAGGUGUCCCCUCCUCCGCCGCCGCCAUGGGCUGCACGUUGAGCGCCGAAGACAAGGCGGCAGUGGAGCGAAGCAAGAUGAUCGACCGCAACUUACGGGAGGACGGGGAAAAAGCGGCCAAAGAAGUGAAGCUGCUGCUACUCGGUGCUGGAGAAUCUGGUAAAAGCACCAUUGUGAAACAGAUGAAAAUCAUUCAUGAGGAUGGCUAUUCAGAGGAUGAAUGUAAACAAUAUAAAGUAGUUGUCUACAGCAAUACUAUACAGUCCAUCAUUGCAAUCAUAAGAGCCAUGGGACGGCUAAAGAUUGACUUUGGGGAAGCUGCCAGGGCAGAUGAUGCCCGACAAUUAUUUGUUUUAGCUGGCAGUGCUGAAGAAGGAGUCAUGACUUCAGAACUAGCAGGAGUGAUUAAACGGUUAUGGCGAGAUGGUGGGGUACAAGCUUGCUUCAGCAGAUCCAGGGAAUAUCAGCUCAAUGAUUCUGCUUCAUAUUAUCUAAAUGAUCUGGAUAGAAUAUCCCAGUCUAACUACAUUCCAACUCAGCAAGAUGUUCUUCGGACGAGAGUGAAGACCACAGGCAUUGUAGAAACGCAUUUCACCUUCAAAGACCUAUACUUCAAGAUGUUUGAUGUAGGUGGCCAAAGAUCAGAACGAAAAAAGUGGAUUCACUGUUUUGAGGGAGUGACAGCAAUUAUUUUCUGUGUGGCCCUCAGUGAUUAUGACCUUGUUCUGGCUGAGGACGAGGAGAUGAACCGAAUGCAUGAAAGCAUGAAACUGUUUGACAGCAUUUGUAAUAACAAAUGGUUUACAGAAACUUCAAUCAUUCUCUUUCUUAACAAGAAAGACCUGUUUGAGGAAAAAAUAAAGAGGAGUCCGUUAACUAUCUGUUAUCCAGAAUACACAGGUUCCAAUACAUAUGAAGAGGCAGCUGCCUAUAUUCAAUGCCAGUUUGAAGAUCUGAACAGAAGAAAAGAUACCAAGGAGAUCUACACUCACUUCACCUGUGCCACAGACACGAAGAAUGUGCAGUUUGUUUUUGAUGCUGUUACAGAUGUCAUCAUUAAAAACAACUUAAAGGAAUGUGGACUUUAUUGAAAAGCAUGGAUGUUAGUGAAAGUUACUACAGUGUGGAGUGUUGAGACCAGACACCUUUUGCUGUCUUACGGGGCAGCUACAAGCAUGAACGGGACCAGGGAAUGGCAGCAGCAUGCAGAAUCUUAGCACUCUUUAGCACAAUCUUCUAUAUUAGGGAACUUUUAAUUGACAUGAGAUGCUAAAGUCAGACAUUGAAAUUGGAAGAACUGUAAAGUGUGAUUUGAUCAUCAAGACAUCACUUGGAUUUCUUAAUCUUAAAUGCUUAUGGAAGAUGUGAAGUUGAGGUGCUGCAUUCUAGAACUUCAAUAUGUAGCUUACUCUUUUUUUCCCCCUUCUUAACAAACCACCAGUGGUUCAUUUUUAGGGUUUUUUCAUCAAGAGAAGAAUAACUUUACUAAAUUUUAUUUCUUUAUUUGCAAAAGAAUCUUUAUUAAAACACAAUGUUAACUAUGCACAUGAUGUGACCAGAUCAUCUUGAAAAUAUUCCUCUUUAGUAGGAACUCUUUGUUUGUAACUCUUGGUGUGGGCAGAAUAUAAUACUUCCAUAAUUACUUAUAAUUCUUUCCAGUUACUGGGGCUAUGCAUACAACUUUUUUGAUGAAAUUUAUGUUAUUAUCCUGCUCAAAGUACCAUUAUGGUUUCCAUAUGGUAAUUACAUUGGAAAGUUCUGCAAUAAGAUUCUAGUUCUCUCUUUUCUUUAAGCUUAUGGUUGAAGGUUAACUUUGUUUAUGCAGAUUACCAAAUUACUGCUGUGAUGUAGUAUGAUAAAGUCAGCUUCUUGGAUACAGACAUGCCCGGGACAGCUGCCAAUCAGAAAUGCAAAUUGCUAAAUUCCAAACAGAACCAGUGACUUUGCUGCUACAUAUUUACUAAAUUGACCACUUUGAUUCUUGCUUGUUUGUCUCAGUUAUAGGGAGUUUUGUACAAGGUGCCUCUUGUUUUCCAUCUUCAUGGCCUUUUCUGUUGAGAGACCUCUAAAGUGUAUUAACAGUGCAUGCUUUUACUUUGUAAAUGUGGUGCCAAAUCCCUGUUUGCCAUCGUUUUUACUGUAGCAAUGUUAACUGUAGUAAUCCUUAGUAUGUUCUUUUGCUGAAACUGUUGCAUUUUGGGACUUUUUUCCACUUUGUCAUGUGUACAUUUUUAAUCUGUUAUAGUUGGCAGCAGUAUUAAAAUGGUGAGUAAAGAGCCCAGGUUUGCUCCUGUUUAUAACUAGUCUUUAAUGGAAAUACUGUCUUCUGUUUCCUUUUGCCUUUGCAGAAUGUGUUUUAGCCUUUGUCUGAGAAUGGGUUUAGGUAGAAGGGUUUCCUGUAGGUCUAGUCCUUUGGUGUAAUAGUAUUGUUGAACCUUAGGUUUUAUGUUAUAUCUGCAUACGAGUGAAUGUGAUCAUCAUUCAUUUUGCAGAUUUACAUUUUGCUUGUGUGGAGAGUUAUAUUCACUUCAACCUACAGACCCUUUUGUAUAAUGUACAGCAAAUGUCAUUAAAUAUUGAAUGCUCAAUUGGGGGAAUACAAAUGAAGAGAAUCCAUUUUGAGCAUUUCAAAUCAGAAGUUUGAGCAGUGCCUUUUGGGGUCCAAUCUUUUUGGAUUGGAUUCUAUUUCAUCUUUUGAUGUGACCUUUCACUAGUUUACAGAAAAAGGUUGGUGUCAACAAAAAAGCAAGUCAUAGCAGUUCAGUGCCUUUGUUGGUUGUUUUUAACUUUUUUUCUGAUUCUUUUUGGAAAAUGAUAGCUUACAGAUGGUAUAACUGUAUUAUAUAAUGAAAUUUUCUUUAGAUUUGGGAAAACUUGAUCUGAAAGAAAAUUAUCAGCUUCAAUUGGUGAUUGAUUCAAUGCCCACAAUGUAAACAGGGUUGGUAGUUCUUAUUCAUUUUGAAUAUAUCUUUUCCUUAUUGUAUUCUGUAAUAUAGGAUCAUCUGGAAACGAGAACUGGUGGAAUAUUAUUUUCAACUUUAGUCUUUCUAUAUUGUGGACUCAUAAUGGAACGGUAUUAUUGAUAAUCUAAAAUAACCAAUAAUCCAAAAAAGUUCAUUUUAUUUUGAAUUUGUAUUUUCAUUUGAAUAUCUAUCUGAUAUGUUAAAUUUUUAGCCCUUCUGUUAAAGAAAAAUAGCAGGUCCCCAUUUUCUGCCUUUGUACCGUUUACAUUUGCUCUCUGUUUGUUUACAUGACGAUCACUCUUAUUUCACCAUCCCAAAUAACUUAUCUAAAUGCACAUUCCUUGAGGACACGGGGAGACAAUUUAAGUAAGUGGUCUUUAAUAUGACUUAAGUAAAAAUCACUUGGACCCAUCUAAGAGAUUGACUUUUGGCUGGUGGGCUGGCAAUCAAUUAUUAUGAUUAUUUUUUUGAGAUGGAGUCUUGCUCUGUUGCCCAGGCUGGAGUGCAGUGGCACUAUCUUGGCUCACUGCAAGUGCCGCCUCCCAGGUUCACUCCAUUCUCCUGCUGGGACUACAGGUGCCUGCCACCACGACCAGCUAAUUUUUUUGUAUGUUUUAGUAGAGACGGUGUUUCACCGUGUUAGCCAGGAUGCUCUUGAUCUCCUGACCUCGUGAUCCACCCGCCUCGACCUCCCAAAGUGCUGGAUUACAGGUGUGAGCCAGCGCACCCGGCCGGCAAUUUAUAAUUUUUAAAAGGUGAUUUUGAUUACCAGUCAGGCUUGCAAAUCACUGGUUUGUAUUGAAACAAAAGAUAUUUUCUUGUAGCAGGGCUAAAAUGUGAGAUGAAACAUUAAAUCUACUAGCCUGAAAAAAAACUUCGGCAUUUGUAGUCAAAGAAGCUAAAAGUUGCCUUGUGUGUUUCCUCUGGAGAAUGCUGGAGAUUUGUGAUGGAUAAUGUUUCAGAAUUCAGGUGCCUAUGCUUUGGACCAUUUAAGAAGCCAUUAGUCUCUGUGUAAAGAAGAAAUAUUCUUAAUGGACAGUCCCCCAACCUUAUAAAUUCAGCUUUGCAACAGAUUUUACCUCCUAGGAUGAAAAUUCCAAAAACUUUAACAAUUAUUCAUAAGUGGAUCUUGAGAUGACAUUUUCAUCUUGGACAGUUUGAAUUCUAAAUCUCUAGUUCACAGUGAAUCAUUUUUUAAAUUUUUACUGAUGGAUCGUUAUUUUUCACAAGGUACUACAUUUUUACAGUGUAAGACUAGAUGGGACCAAAAUUUACAAAAAAAAAUUUCUUGUCUUGUUUUUUAAAUUUUCAUAUAUAUUCUAUUUGUUGUAUAUACACAUUAGACUAUUUUAAAAUAACAGCUGGUUUUUGUAAUUCAUUCAGUCGCUCUAUAUUCUUAUAUUCUGGUCAUUAUUCUCUCAUUUAUAGCUGUGACAUUCUUUGGACAUUGCUUCCCUGGCCUGAUUAGUUACUUAAUAUAAUUUUUUCAUUUGCUUAGCAUGUGUGCAUAGUUCUGGAGUUUCCUGUUGCAGAACUCCUUGCUGUAUUGCAGUCAUAUAUAAGGUAAAGUCAGCCUCUUGUUCCUAUUAAAAACCUACCAUUGA
Molecule: messenger RNA, 4749 nt
Organism: Chlorocebus sabaeus (green monkey)
Lineage: Eukaryota; Metazoa; Chordata; Mammalia; Primates; Cercopithecidae
Gene: GNAI3
Product: G protein subunit alpha i3
Biological process (GO): G protein-coupled dopamine receptor signaling pathway; adenylate cyclase-modulating G protein-coupled receptor signaling pathway
Cellular component (GO): cytoplasm; heterotrimeric G-protein complex
Molecular function (GO): GTPase activity; G-protein beta/gamma-subunit complex binding; GTP binding
Source: RefSeq, a predicted model, not a curated record